This is a messenger RNA of Symbiodinium sp. CCMP2456, 3045 nucleotides long. The record is from the annotation of a GenBank genome assembly. Lineage: Eukaryota; Dinophyceae; Suessiales; Symbiodiniaceae.
AUGGAGGCCCAAGAUGUUAAGGAGGAACCGUCAUGCUUGGAAGAACGAGAGAAUAUUGAUGAGGCAGCCCAGUCCAUGCUGGAGAGCCUCAGGCCCGUUCCCACCCCCGUGAGAAGUGAGAAGCCCCAGAGCAUCCAGCGACCAGUGUCCACGGAUGCACAGCCUAGGCCCUCAAGCGCAACGCAGCCCAAGCAUUCCACAGCUACGGACUUCAACGAGCUUCGUGAACUUCUCCAGUGCCAUCUGGUCAAGAGAGAGGAAGAAGCUCCGAUCACACCCACAGCCAAGAGAACCAAUACGAUCCGCAUCACCGAGCGCGAGUACAAGAACUAUGAAGCCACGCUGCGUCGAAUGUGCAACCCGUCGGCCAAGCGCGGCACCUUGGCAGUCAGCACGGAAGUGGCUGACCGAUGGAAAAAUACGAAGACCCGCAAGCAGCUGAUUGUGGCACUGAUCAACUGCAAGGGCGACAAAGAGUCCUUCAACCAGCGCAUGGAAGUGGUGAUCCGCAAUGUGAAAGAAGGACGUGUGGUCAUUGAUAGUGGCUUCUACAGCGAGAGUGCGAUGAAGACGGAACUUAAGUUUGACAAGGAUCGCAUCAAGGCCAUCAUCGCCUACUGCACGAAGACCAAGGCCAGGAAGCGGCAGCUCACGAGGAGAGACAAGUACCAACGCCACAUCCUGGAAUACUGGAUCGACUUGCGAACCAGUGGAAGCCUAUCCCGGAGCCACCAGGAGGAGUUCACUCAGUACGUCGAAAUCAUCGACAACAACGCAAGCCUCCCCAAUCCUGUGCUCGGCAACGAAUCGUUGCCCUGCUACGACGAGGAAGAUGAGGAGGAGUCCCAGGAUACAGAUGAUGGCGACGAUGAAGAUGAACGAGGCAGUGUCAGCCCUAAGUUCAAGCGAAAAAAAUCCAGGAGAAGCCGACCCUCUACUCCCCGAACCAACAAGAAGAAGCGAGAGGAGAAGGAGAAGCAAGCCGAAGUGGAAACGGCUUUGGAUGACAUCGAGAAGAUUCCUCAGAUUUUGGGUGAGAUUCUGAAGGUGCGAAUCAAAGUCGACAAGACUCUCGAAGAGCUCAAGCACAAGAAGAAGAAGGGCGAGCAAUUGAUGAAAUUGCAUGAUGACCUUGCAGAGAUCCGUGCGGAACACAGCAAGGAUGAUCCGAGCAAAGAGUCAAGUCGAAUCACUAUGGAAGAGAAGAAGUUGAGGACAGUUCUUCGAGCGGUGCCAAAGGCCAAAGGGAAAGCGGGCGAGAGCGAUCAGCCAGAUGAUGAAAGUGAGGCUGAGGAGGAAGAGCCGAAGAAAGUGCGGCCACUGAUGUUCCUGAAGCUGCACCUCACGGUCCCGUUUCCAAAGCUUUGGCACGUGCUCGUGGAGCAGGGGUUGGGGCCGCGAAUACAAGUCUCUGACCGACUCCUCUGUAGCAUCGCUUCGGGCUUCUUCGAAGAAUGUUCGCAAGCCGACCCAGACACGGCUGAUGAUCUGAAAAGUACAGUGCUUCUUCAAGAUUUACAUCGUGCUUCCCGGACCAAGCACGAGAGCAGCUCCUCUAAGUCGUUUGCAAAGACUGGCCUGUCAUGUCCUAUCGACAUACAGCAGCUGGACGUUGGCAAUGGCAAGAUGCACCCGGUACUGCCGAUCAAGCAUUUUCUUAAAGCUUUAGCUGACGGAAACCAACUUUCUCGACUAUGGGGCUCUACAAACAGCGGCUCAUACACAGAAAUUCUUCCGAGAUUCUGGAGGAGAUGGAAGGCUCACGACCCGCAGCACGCAGUCUUCAGUGAGCACAGGGGCCGCAUGGCACAGGUUUUGCCAUUGCAGCUCCACGCUGACGAGGGGCAAACGUUGAAAAAAACUGCCAUCAUGAUAUGGAACUUCCAAUCCAUUUUGGGCUUUGGCCUAGCAUCAUCGGAUGAUUGUGAGUCUGCAAUGGCACUGAACUACACUGGAAGUUCGUAUGCUACAAGAUUCUUAUACACAGUUUGCCACAAGAGGUUUUACAAGAAAGAUAAAUCUUACUUCGAUGGCAUCAUGCAGGGACUUGCCGACGAGCUUGUGGAUUUAUUUUACAAUGGUGUCACAGUGAAUCUUGCAGGACAGCAAACAACCUUCUACGCAGCUUUGGUUGGGCUUAAAGGCGACUGGCCAAUACAAGCUCGCAUCGGAAACUUGACAAGACACUUCUGCCGCAAGGGGGUGUUUCAGGUUUCGGCGACGAGUGGAAUCUGCCAUCUUUGCCGAGCUGGAGAGCAAGGCUACAAUGCCAACGAUUAUACAGAACAGGCUGCGUGGCGAGAUACAUACUUGACAUGUCCACCCUGGGAUUGCGAAGGAGUCUUCGCCGAACUUGCUGGAAGCGGCAUUGUUGUCAUCACCGACUAUGCAUUGGCAGGUCCUGGUGACAUUCCGACGCAGCUUGAUGCAAUAUAUGUUUUGGCCGUGCAGCACUGCAAAGCCACGAAGACGCCUUUGCAUAUGGAUGCGCUCACCCGGCAUCUCUUGGGAUUUGCAGCGGAUUUCGAUUAUCCGGUUGGGAACUGGUUCAAGGGGGCCGAUACGGCGGCUAUGUGCUCUUUUCUUGAAGCUUUCUGGGCAAAUCACCUCGCGGAAACAAGCGAAUCGGAUGAGUACUUGCAUGGGAUUCUUCGAUGCUUGCGUGCUGCCAAUGUUUUUAUGCGGACAUUGUACCGCUCGGGCUUAUGGCUUUCAACAGAGCGGUGCAAGAUCAUCGCCGAGGCUGGUUUGGCAGUUUUGAAGUCUUAUAUGGAAGUAUCAAGUCAUGCAUUGCAGCUAAAGAAGACUCGCUUCAAAGUCACGCCAAAAUAUCACGCGCUCAUACACAUCGUGGACAUGCUGGUUGGUGCUUACAACUCUGGCCGCCGAUGGACGCUGUCCCCGCUAAGCGAGGGGACGCAAAUGGAUGAGGAUUUUAUUGGUCGCAUUGCUUCUAAGACAAUGACCAUUAGCACCCGGCAAGUUCACAGUCAGACACUGAAGAAAUACCUCACGGCCGUGUGGACUCACUUGCCGCCGAAGUGA